Molecule: messenger RNA, 828 nt
Organism: Nelumbo nucifera (sacred lotus)
Lineage: Eukaryota; Viridiplantae; Streptophyta; Magnoliopsida; Proteales; Nelumbonaceae
Source: RefSeq, a predicted model, not a curated record
AUGCCAUAUGAUUCUAGUAUAAAGCUAGUAGAAAAUACUAGUAGAGCAAUUGCACUACUUGAGUAUGCUACUGCAGUAGGAAGCUUGAUGUAUGCUAUGCUUUGUACCAGACCUGAUAUUACAUUUGCAGUAAGUAAACUCAGUCGGUUUACAAGUAACCCCGGUGCAGAGCACUGGAAGGCAAUUGAGAGAGUUCUUGGGUAUCUCAAGAGAACCUUGGAACUUAGCUUAUUUUACUAUGAUUAUCCAGCUGUAGUAGAAGGGUACAUUGAUGCAAGUUGGAUUACCGGUAAUAGAGAUAACAAGUCCACAUCUGAAUGGAUUUUCGUCCUUGGUGGGGGUGCAAUCUCUUGGGCAUCCAAGAGACAAACUUUGAGGCAACUCUGUCAAGGGCCUACAGUGGUACCUACAAUGCCGGACAAUACAGUCAGAGCCACGUUUGAACUGAGUCGGGCCAAUAUUGCAACACUGAAGGCAGGCGCCAUGGCUUUGCACAAGGACAAACAGCUACCACCAGCCCGGCCUGUCGACCUUCACGUUGCUGUGCGCUUAUAUCUGGGUAUAUCCUUGGUUAAGUCCGGGGAUCAAAGGGUUUCCCUUUCGUUCAACGUGGACUGUGGGGCUCGACAGAAGCCUCCGGUUCCGGCCACGUACUUUGGCAACUUCGUCGGGACUCGUGUAGUGACGGCCGAGAGGGCUGAUUUGCUGAGACACGAUGGAAUUGUCAUUGCAGCAUGCUUGAUCGAGGAGUCCAUUAAUGGGUUGGAAGAUUCCGAUUUCAUUGGCGAUUUGCCUGCAAUAGCGGUUCUUCUGCUUUGUGAGAAUUGA